Molecule: messenger RNA, 9427 nt
Organism: Corythoichthys intestinalis (scribbled pipefish)
Lineage: Eukaryota; Metazoa; Chordata; Actinopteri; Syngnathiformes; Syngnathidae
Gene: abcg4a
Product: ATP-binding cassette, sub-family G (WHITE), member 4a
Exons: 15
Coding region: 4190-6115 (641 amino acids)
Biological process (GO): transmembrane transport; cholesterol efflux; cholesterol homeostasis
Cellular component (GO): membrane
Molecular function (GO): ABC-type sterol transporter activity; ATP hydrolysis activity; ATP binding
Source: RefSeq, a predicted model, not a curated record
UUUGGCACACCCGUUGAAUAACACUAGUUCAAUCCAUCUGCAGGUGACUGGGAGCUCAUGAUUUUACGACACUAUGCGGGUGUGCACUGGUCCUCAUGGGAAUAGCAGUCUUCCUUAAGGCAAAAUGCUACCGCUUUUGUCCACCUGCGUCGCUAAAAACGACCAAAACUGUAUGUGCAUGUCUGCUCCCCUGUUAGGGAUUCAAAUAUGACAUGCUCCAAAGUGGGUUUUCUGCGGGUGUACGCUGAUGGGCUCAGGCAUUCCAAAAAGAUCCGUGUUAGCUUCACUGAACACUAAAUUGUGUAUAGUUGGGAAUGGCAUUGUGCCUUGCGAUUGAAUGGGUAUCAUCUUCACUGGUGUAGAACUGAUAACAUUUUUAAAGGUAACCACGAAAGACUUGCAGUUCUUUAAAGAUAAAUUAUUCAAACCCCUCUUAUUGUUUUAGUUUUUAUAAAAUUUGAAAAAUUUGUUUAACUAGUAGGUCGCCAUUGUUGUUGACGAUGCAAUGCAUUCUGGGCAGUGACGUCACUGGGCAGCGCUGCCGUACUUCCACAGUGUCACUCGUUAGCUACAUUAACAUGUCGUCAGUUCUGUCCUUCUAAUUUGAACCUGAGUGGAAAAGUAAUGAGCAGGACAGUACUGUCAAUAUUUCACAAAACGAGCAGCAAAAACAAUUAAAUGAAGGUCUCCAGCUGGACUCGAACUUCAGACAGCAAGCAGAAAACAAUAACAGGGAUUGCGUAAAAGGGUUUAUUGAACACACAAAAAAAACACCCGAUCGCGAAACGGGAGACACAAAGAGGGUCUGUUACAGUGGGUCGGGAUCAAUAAAAAAAUAAUUUCAAAAAAACGAGGGAAAACUGCGGUGAGAGGGAGACAAACGAAAAAAAACAACAAGGAAAUUAUGCCACAAGCAACGAAGGGAUUUUAAAAAUGUCAAAUGGCAGCAAGUCAAUAUCUCGGCAAGCCGCCUAGGAUCGUUUUAAAGACACUGCUGAUGAGCUGGAAUUGGAUGCAGACACAAUGUUGGGAACUCAUCCCACAGCUCUGUAACAAAACAAUCUGACCAGCAGAAGAAUGUGACAAAAUCAUGACAGUUGUCAUACUAGCUUCGCUUGCUAGCUGGCACAGCAAUACUCCCAUUCCAGUCCAACUGAGUCAUCACACCCAGCGUACAUUGCCUGCGUAAAACAAAACAUGUAUUAAAUGUUAUAAAUUUUUAAAUCAAUGCCAAUAAUAUAUGUGUUUAGUGCUGCAACGAUUGUUCGAUUAACUCGAGUAAUCAAUUAGAAAAAAGAUUCAAAUUAAAAUUUGCUGCUUCAAGUAGUUGUUUAAUUAAAGUGUCACAUGAAUAAUGAGGUGGCGUGUGAAAAUCAACCUAAAACAACUCGGCAAGGACUUUCCAGAGAGUACUUGGUGAGUCACUUUUUAAACAAUCAUGUGGUGUUAAAAGCUGAUUGAACUUUCUUAAAAGUGUAUAAUCUACAUGACAUGGUUAAUGCUGAUUGGGGAUUAAUAACAGAACCGUUAAAUAAUCUGCCAAAUGAUUCCAUGGUAUUGAAACACUCCCUACACUUGUCUCUGCGACAGUGCUCUGCGUUAGUGAUGGCCGAUACCAGUGAUUUUGGAUUCAAUCCGAUACCAAGUAAUACCAAGGCCAAAUAUUGCGAUCCCGAUCCAAUAUCGAUACCGGAAGUUCAUAUUUUAUAUACAACACAUAUAUAUUUAUAUACACAACCCUGCAGAGUUCUCAGCCAUUCUGAUGAUAUCUAAUGUACAACUACAGCAAGCACUCAAAAACUAUUAAAAGUCUCUUUGUGUCAAAUAUGCAUUGCAAUGGAAAAACUGCUGCUUUUAAUAACUAGCAAAGCAGUUUCCCUAAAAACUCACAAACCAAUCCAUCAACAACAAAAUCUGAUUAUUCACUCUUAUUCUUUAACCCUGACCCUUAAAUUCAUAUACGCAGAACAUUUCCCUGCUACACGUUGCAUUUGAUCAAAUUUUAAUCUAAGUUAAAUAUUUUCUAAUUAAAGAACAAAUUAAUCGUAGCAUGUUACUGCCCUCUAAUAGUAGAUCAUCAAAAACAUCCAAUAAACAAUAGUCACUUGCAAUUCAAAAAAAAAAAAACAUUUAACCUUUUUUAUAUAAUGCGGUAUGAACUUUGCUUUUCACAAACAAGAUGUAGCUAUAACUUUCCAUUACAAAGCAUAUUCAAUGGUGCUGCAAAGUUCUUUUUAUGUAAGAUGACAAAAACGCCAUAUUCAUCGUUUCAUAUUGCACAUCAGCCACUAAUGCUUAUAUCGUCUCUGAUUAUCUAUUAGCACCUACGUUACCUGGAUAAGUCCUGCCUUUCGCAAACGCCACUUCUAAAGAGCUUGGCUUUUGCUCCGGCGGCGUGGUCUUUUUUCCCGUGUCCUCCUCGGCUUGAGCGGCACGUUUUUCAUUUAAUUCGUCAUGUGCGUCGGGAUGCACGUUUUUAAGGUGUUUCGUGAGGUUUGUGGUAUUACCACAAUAUCUGACAAUUUUGGCACAAACUGCGCACUAAGCCUCGUUGCUAUUUUUUGAAUUGAAAUAUGUCCAAACCAGACUUCUUUUACGUUCCAUCGUCAAUGCCGCAGCCAUGCUACCAGCCUACCAGCUUCCAAAUGUUUGUUGUGGCUGUGUUGGUGCCUCGUGAGAGGGGUGGAGGAAAAGCAUGCUGAUCCAUACACAGGAUAGGGACGUAAAUAGGGGCGGGAGCAGACGCCGGUGCACUGCUUAUGUGCGUGCACUGCUUACGUGCGUGUAGAACGCGAAAGAACGCACAAAAAUAUAGACAAAAAAUAGACAAAGAAAAUAUAAUACUGUAUCUUAAUUUUGCUUGGGGAUCGAUACCUAAAACUCAACACGCUGGAUCGAAAUAUCGAUAUUUUGGUAUCGAUCUUCCUAUCAUUACUCUGCGUGUGCUAAAUCUGUUGGCCCUCUAGGGGCCCCUGCUGGAUGGGGGCUCUAGGCAAUUGCCUGGUUUGCCUAAUGGGACGCGACGCCUCUGCUGAUUCCAAAAUCGAAUAUAUAAAACGAUCACUUCCACACACAUCCAAGCGGUCCAUUUCAUUCAGGUGCAUAAAACACCACGUGAAAUAUGAAAUAAACAUGCUUUUUGGUCUCUGAGGUUCCCUUUAAAAACUAUUUUUAUUAUGUAUAAUAAGAAAGGAAAAGUAGUGAUUCCUCUGAACACUCCCACUCCCAAUGCUGUGUAAAAUUAUCUCUAUCUUUGGUCUACUUUCCACGUCAGCUGCGUGUAAUGACAAUUAGGCACAUAUAUUCUCCAAGGGAUUGAGACACGUUAGGCCCACUUGAACGCUAGUAACCCCGGCUGAUUUACCGAAAAUAACCCGGCCACUGCAGCAUCAGCACCGGGCAGCUGCGCAGGUGCGGCCGUUAAAGGGACAGUGGAGCACUGAGUCUUCUGUUUACAUUUACUUUGGUUUUCAAAUACCCGUAUGUAAUCAAGCGAGUGGUUUUAAUAGAGAGAGGGAAAUUUCAUCAAGCGGUGUGAUGUGCCCUGAAUGCACCGCCAACCUACUCUCGGAAUGGAAUUAGCAGGAUACUAAGCAAUCUUUCUUUUUGGCUAAUACCUUUUGCAUCUCUAGCAGCAGGAACGCCCUGCAAGCUCCCAGACCGGCGUGCGCACCCCUCACUCAAGCUCGCCGACUUUCCGACGUCCGCACGGCGAGCUACUGUUGCAGCACUUCAGUUCCAUCCUGGCCGGCCCGAGGAUAAUCAGCCUUCCUCCUACUCAUCCUCAACCGUCAACAAUUGCGAUGCGGACUCAGAGCGGAUGAAUAUGUUAAAAGAAAACUCGGCUUCAUAUCAGUGGGGUGCAGCCGUAGUUUGACGCCGGACAUGAUUUUUAUCACGGAAGUUGCCUGUGCAGAGGAUGCGGGAUGACGAUAACACCAUGAGCGGCUGCCGCACCCCGGGAGAUCUUUUGACGAGAAGCAGCCUUGUUUUUGCACCCUCAAACGAAUUGGAUUUUUUUGGCCCUGGACUCUUCAUCAUAGCACCGACUGGGAUUAUUUCUUGGCGCUUCUGAUGUACUGGGAUCGUAUUGUUUUUUCCCCAAAGGGCUCUCCUGUGGACUGUUGCUAUCCCACCCAGAGAGGGAAAACAGUCGUCACACUUGCUUGUUUCAACACACAACAAUAAGAUGGCAGAAAAGACAGACCAGGUUUCCGUCAGCAUCCCCAUGGAGGAGACCAAACUUCACAGCGGGGCACCCACGGAGGCGCCCCUGCUCACCCACCUGAAGAAGGUGGAGAAUCACAUCACUGAGGCACAGCGAUUCUCCCACCUGCCACGCCGCUCUGCUGUGGAUCUGGAGUUCAAUGAGCUGUCUUACACCAUCCGUGAAGGUCCCUGGUGGAGGAGGAGAGGUUACAAAGCCCUCCUUAAAUGUCUCUCUGGAAGAUUCAACAGCAGAGAGCUGAUUGGUAUCAUGGGGCCGUCUGGGGCUGGAAAGUCCACCCUAAUGAACAUCCUGGCUGGCUACAGAGAGACCGGGAUGAAGGGCCAAAUCCUUGUGAAUGGUCGCCCCAGGGACUUGCGGACCUUCCGGAAGAUGUCCUGCUAUAUUAUGCAAGAUGACAUGCUGCUGCCGAACCUUACGACCAAGGAAGCUAUGAUGGUCUCUGCCAAUCUGAAACUCAAUGAGAGCAUGCAGGUCAAAAAGGAACUAGUGCGUGAGAUUCUGACAGCGUUGGGGCUUCUGGACUGUGCUCAAACACGUACCAUCUCUCUGUCGGGGGGUCAAUGCAAAAGACUGGCUAUUGCCCAGGAGCUGGUCAACAACCCUCCUGUCAUGUUCUUUGAUGAGCCCACCAGCGGACUGGACAGCGCGUCGUGCUUCCAAGUAGUUUCUCUCAUGAAGUCCUUGGCUCAGGGAGGACGAACGAUCAUCUGUACCAUUCAUCAGCCCAGUGCCAAGCUCUUUGAGAUGUUUGAUAAGUUGUACAUCCUCAGUCAAGGUCAAUGCAUCUACAAAGGCACAGUCCCUUAUCUCAUCCCCUAUUUGAAGAACCUGGGCCUCCACUGCCCGACAUAUCACAAUCCCGCUGAUUUCAUCAUCGAGGUGGCAUCAGGAGAAUAUGGGGACUUGAACCCGGUGCUGUUUGAAGCGGUGCAAGGUGGACUGUGUUCCGAGGAGGGCAAGAAGAACUCCAGAGACAAGAGCGACUCUUCCUGUCCAUCUCAGUGCUACAAUGAAACAGGAACCCUUGAAAAACAUAGCUUUGCCACCAGUACCUUCACACAGUUCUGCAUCCUUUUCAAAAGAACCUUCAUUACAAUAUGCAGAGACACGGUGUUGACCCACUUGAGAGUGAUGUCCCAUCUGUGUAUUGGAGUGCUGAUUGGUCUACUUUAUCUCAAAAUUGGAAAUGACGCCAGUAAAGUCUUAAACAACACGGGUUUCCUCUUCUUCUCCAUGCUUUUUCUUAUGUUUGCUGCCUUGAUGCCCACCGUUCUCACCUUUCCUCUGGAAAUGUCCGUGUUUGUAAGGGAACACCUUAACUACUGGUACAGCCUAAAGGCCUAUUAUUUGGCAAAAACAGUGGCGGAUGUUCCAUUCCAGGUGAUUUGUCCAAUCAUGUACUGCAGUAUUGUAUACUGGAUGACUGAACAGCCUGCAGAGGCUGGUCGCUACCUGCUCUUUGUGGCCUUGUCCACUUCUACAGCCCUGGUAGCCCAGUCCCUAGGACUGCUUAUUGGUGCUGCGUCCACAUCUCUGCAAGUUGCAACAUUCGUCGGUCCAGUGACAGCCAUACCUGUGCUGCUGUUCUCUGGCUUCUUUGUAAAUUUUGACACCAUUCCUAAAUAUCUACAGUGGAGCUCUUAUGUAUCUUACGUCAGGUAUGGCUUUGAGGGGGUGAUACUCUCCAUCUACGGGAUGAACCGUACUGAGCUUGAAUGUCCCGGUCUCGUGUGUAAAUUUCAAAAGCCGGAGGAGGUCCUACAGCUGCUGGAUGUGGAAGAUGCAAAGCUCUAUGUAGACUUCAUGGUGUUGGGGGUUUUCUUCCUCAUUCUCAGACUGGCAACUUACUUUGUCCUGCGGUACAAAGUCAAGUCUGAGCGUUGAGGUCCACUGGUAAAUAUCAUAUCCAUGAAACUGCUUGUUAUUCAUGAACGUUUCCUGUACCUCGUUUCUUCAACAAUCAUUUUCGCUAUACAUAUGAACCAAGAUGAAAGAUACGGAAAGCAUGUUCAAUUAAAAAAUAACGAACUGGAGGAAAGUGAAACAUAAAAUACGUUUUCCUCUCUAUGCCUCGAUAGCAAUCCCUGAUACACAGGAAAUCCCAUGAAUGCUGUUAAAUUGAAAUCUCCUUGCCCAAAUUUGAAAAAGAAUACAUUCCUGUUGUCACCGAGGAAAGCCGUAACUUCAAGUGCCAGACCUUUUGUCAGCUUCUCACUUCCUGCGUCUCCAUUUUGUGGAUACAAUCCUAACGGACCAACUGCCAUUGGAUGACUUUUGCUCAUUUUCACUGACCCCGCAGCACUCCGUGAAAACAAACGAUCGGAUGACGAUGAAGGAAAUGUAAAGAUGUCAUUAGUGAGUCCUACUCAUUUGCUGCCAGGACAAUAACUUAAUGUUUGUACUCGGAGGCAUCCAGGAAGCAUGGAGACAACAUUAGAAGAAAAAAAACAGGCAUGACUGUGGUUUCCAGCCUGAUACAGAGGGCUAUCCUAAAUGUACUGGCUGCACUUAGGAGAAGUGCAAUAGCCGAGGUUCCGUGUGGGGGAAAAAAAAGAUGCUCGUUUAAUCGCUGUUACUCUUCUGAAGCAAUCCGUCCAAGUAUUUCUAUGAUUCUUUCGCCUCUCUCUCCUUCAUGAGCUUCAGUAUUACGGAAUUUUCUUUUCUCCACCACUCGGCAUUGCUGAUGUCUGACUGACGUGCGUUUUCCAAAGCAAUGCUUGAUACUUGAAAUGCUGGCUGGGCUGAUUGUGUGCCUCUGAAAUAGAAUGAUACAAGCUUUGUCUGCUUCAGUGCUGGAUGUUUGCGCACAUAACUUAUAUUACCAUACGGUACAUGUUGGUCUGUCUGUCUCUUUCACUUUUAAACACACAAAUGCACACACACUUGUACAGUCAUGUGAAAAAAAUUAGGGCACUCCAUUAAAUAUUCAGUUCUUUAUUAAGAAAUGUUCACAUAUCAAUGUCUGUUCUUGUUUCUCUUUAUCAGUGGAAAAGAAAGUCAUUUAAUUGCAGGUAAACAACAAAAAUUAACAUUGUUUUACUCAUUAAACCAAAUAUAGCAACAAAAUGCAUAUUCUAACUGAGGAAAAAGUUUGGACAGCCUACCUAAUAGCUAGUGUUACCCCCUUUGGCUGAAAUAACUUCAGUGACGCGUUUUUUAGACAUCUACCAGUCUUUGACAUCGAGGAGGCGGGAAAGGGGACACCGGGUGACUAGUGAUGAAGAGACUAGUCAACUAGACAUUAAAAUUAGAAAAGCGAAAUAAAGUAAGACAAGUGGUAGGUAGAGUGAGAAAAAGGAGAUAGGACUGGUGGCUGUACUUCCCCCAGCAUUAUAGCUUCUAGUGCAGCUUAUGGUUUGAAUUGAAUUUAAAAAAAAAAAAAAAAAUUUAUUGUCAUUGUCAUCAUCAUCAUCAAAAUCAUUAACAGUUUCAGAGUGUGGAAUUUGUUUACCCGAAGGAAAGACGAAGACAGACAGACAAGGGAGACGGGAAAAGCAAAUGCUUAUCGGAAACCCGUCCCCCAUCAGCCCGGGUCGCACAAACAGCAUGUUGUGUAUCAGUCCAGUCAUAGUUUUACGCAUUUUAUUCAAAAGUCAUUGAUUGCCAUGGAAAUUUCACAUAUUGUCAAUUUGAGUUCAUUGUAUCACUUGAUGUCCAAGUAGGUGAAGGGAGGGAACUGUGAACUUAGACUGAACUGUGAGUCUAGUCCGAUUUCAACUAGCCUGACCACAAGCUUUGUCGAAUUGAAAGAUUUUAUUCUUAUCUUAAAUGUACAGACGGUGUCGGCUUCCUAGCUGGAAGCUGAUUCCAUAGGAAUCUCUAGCGCCUACUGUACUUUUAGAAACCCUGGAAACUACCAGGAGACCUGCAUUCUGAGAACGGAGUGUUCUGUUGGGGCAGUACGGAACCAGAGCAUCGGUGAGAUAAGAUGGCCCCAAACCAUUUAUGGUCUUAAAUGUAAGAAGGAGGAUUUUAAAUUUAAUUCUAAACUCGACUGGAAGCCAGUGAAGGGCCUAAAGCACAGGGGUGUUGUCCUCUCUUCUAUUAGUGCCUGUUAAAAAUCUUGCUGCUGCGUUCUGGACUAACUGAAGACCUUUUAGAGAACUUUUAGGACAUGCUGCAAGUAGGGAGUUACAGUAAUCCAAUCUAGAUGUAACGAACGCAUGAAUUAAUUUUUCUGCAUCGUUUUUAGACAAAAUAUCUCUAAUCUUGGCUAUGUUGCGCAGGUGAAAGAAGGCUGUUCUGCAGGUUUGUUAAAUAUGAGCUUUAAAUGACAGAACUUAAUUAAGAACUGGGCUUUGACUACACCAUUCCAGGACUCUCCAUUUCUUUUCAGCCAGUCCUUGAUGGAUUUACUGGUAUGUUUUGGGUCAUCAUCAUGUUUCAGGUUCCAGUUUUGCUUCAGCUUUAACUUUUUGACAGAUGAUCUCACAUGUUCCUCAAGCACCCUCUGAUACACAAUAGAAUUCAUGGCGGAUUCUAUGAUGGUGAGCUGGCCAGGUCCUGCGGUAGCAAAGCAUCCCCAAACCAUGACACUUCCACCUCCAUGCUUCACAGUUGGUAUGAGGUUCUUUUCCUGGAAUGCUGUAUUGGCUUUACGCCAAACAUGUUCUCUGUUCUGGUGUCCAAAUAAUUUAAUUUUGGAUUCAACUGUCCAAAGAACAUUAUUCCAGAAGUCCUGGUCUUUGUCUACAUUCACUUUGGCAAACUUUAGUCUGGCCUUUGUGUUCUUCUUGGAGAGCAAAGUUUCCUUCUUGCACACCUCCCAUGAAUGUUAAAUUUGUGUAGUCUCUUUCUGAUUGUUGAGGGAUGCACUUUCAUAUCAACAGUAAUAAGAGCCUGCUGUAGGUCCCGUGAGGACAUUUUAGGGUUUUUGGAGACUUUUUUUUUUAGCAUCUUGCGGUCUGCUCUCGGGGUGAACUUGGGGUGGACAGCCAGACCUGGGCAUGCUGGCAAUUGUUUUGAAUGUCUUCCACUUGUAGACUAUUUUCCUGACAGUGGAAUGGCGAAUUAUAUAUUCUUUUGAAGAUUGUAGACGCUUAUGAGCAGUGUUGUUAAUCUUACUUUAAAAAAGUAAUUAAUUACGGUUACAAAUUACUUCUCCCAAAAAGUAAUUGUGUUAGUAACUCAGUUACCUGAAUGUAAGAGUAAUUAGUUACUUGGCAAAGUAACUGGUGAUAAUUUUCUUUUUUUUUU